Molecule: messenger RNA, 954 nt
Organism: Alligator mississippiensis (American alligator)
Lineage: Eukaryota; Metazoa; Chordata; Crocodylia; Alligatoridae
Product: olfactory receptor 10A2-like
Exons: 1
Coding region: 1-954 (317 amino acids)
Biological process (GO): G protein-coupled receptor signaling pathway
Cellular component (GO): membrane
Molecular function (GO): G protein-coupled receptor activity; olfactory receptor activity
Source: RefSeq, a predicted model, not a curated record
AUGGUGGACCCUGGGAUUGAAAAUGAAACAGUUGUGGACAUAUUAGUACUUCUGGGUUUUGAGGAUCAUCAUGAACUGCAGAUUUUCCUCUUUCCACUCUUCUUAACAUUGUACCUAGCAAGCAUGGUGGGGAAUAUCCUCAUUAUAACUAUUGUCUCAGCUGACCACAACCUUCGCACACCUAUGUACUUCUUCCUGGGUAACCUGUCCUUUCUGGAGGUCUUGUAUUCAUCAAACAUAACCCCCAGGAUGCUUAUGGACCUACUAAGACAUGAUAAAUACAUUUCCUUUGGAGGCUGUAUCUUGCAGUUAUAUAUAUUCUGUGCAUUGGGAACUGUUGAGUGUUUUCUACUGAUGUUAAUGUCUUAUGAUCGGUACUUGGCCAUCUGCAACCCUUUGCACUAUGCAGACUUAAUGAAUUGGACUGUGUCGGUUAAGCUAGCAGUUGGCACGUGGGUGUGGGGUUUGCUGCUGGCUGCUGGGUUGCUACUUAUUUUGGGAAAAUCCUUAACUCUUUGUGGCCCAAAUGAAAUCAAUCAUUAUUUCUGUGACUUGACACCCUUGCUAAAACUGUCGUGCUCUGACACAUUUAUGGUGGAGGUAGCGAUUUUUGUCUCAGCCGGUGUUGUGUCGCUGAUCCCAUUUCUCUUAACCAUCUCAUCCUACAUUCAUAUCCUCCUGAUUGUCAUCAAACUCCCGUCAAAGAGUGGGAAGCGCAAAGCAUUUUCCACCUGCAGCUCUCAUCUCAUUGUAGUCACAGCUUUCUACGGGACUCUGACCAUAACAUAUGGUGCAUCCACAAGAACCCAGACAGUUGAUCUCAACAAGAUCCUUUCCUUGAUGUAUACUGUUGUGACUCCGUUCUUCAAUCCCAUAGUGUACAGCUUGAGGAACAAUGAGGUUAAAGAAGCCCUGAAGCGAUUUCUUAGCAAAGUUAUCCAUUGGCAAAAUUAA